CUGACUGGACUUUAUGACACGAGAGCGAGCACGAGCAGCUACGGCGCCUUCGUGUGCGCGCGCUGCGCUGCCUCGCGCAACGUGGCGUCACAAGAGCGCAAUUGUUUCCUCUGACCGACCAGUUUAACCAGUCAACUGCAUCGCGUUAACCAGGAUGUAGGUGUGACAGUGCAGGUAUGUGUGUAUGUUACGUUGACACACCUGCAUGAGUUCAUUCUGUCACCUGUGCGGUUAAACGAGUGCCACACAUUCACAACAGUUUUAGCAAUCAUAUAUUUGGGUCGGAUGCGAGGCCUGUGUGCUCUGAUGUGUUUUGGCCUGGUGGGGGCGCUCCAGCCGAAGCAGCAUGUAGCUCAGCGCGGCCCGCCCGCGGUCAAGAUCAACAAGAUCAAUGGACACCAGUGGGUGACGGAGAACUGCCGAUGGCUCUCCACCCUCCUGCGGCAGAAGAGCUCGGCCGUACGGAAGCUGGGUUUAGCCGCGGCUGCGGUGGAGCGGGACAAAGUGCUGUCGGGUGUGGAGAAGCUUUUUCGCGUGCACACGCUGGAGGUCUUUCAGAGGGAGCUGAACGAGAGCGAGCGCUCUCUCUUCCAGGCUGUGGAUGGACUUCAGAGGGUGUUGAAGGGAAACCUCAGAGAUGUGGUCAACAUGAAGGAAAGCAGCAGGCAGAGACUCGAAGCCCUCAGAGAAGCUGCCAUCAAAGAGGAGCAGGAGUAUAUGGAGCUGGUCGCAGCUGAGAAACAUCAGCAGGAGGUGCUGAGGGAGGCGCGGGACAUUAAUAAAACUCUCUCCAUACUGGAUGAGAUCAUGGAGGACGUUCGGAAGGCUGCGGACCGUCUAGAGGAGGAGAUUGAAGACCACGCCUUCGACAAUAAUAAACAGAUGAAGGGUGUGAACGUGGAGGCCGUUCUGAGAGUGGAGGAAGAUGAAGACGACAAUAAGAGGAAGAAUGUGUCCAGACAGGCGGCAAAAGGCAAUCUGGGACUCAGCAUGCUGAUAGACUCUCAGAAUAACCAGUAUGUGCUGACCAAACCUCGUGACUCCACCAUUCCACACGCUGACCAUCACUUCAUCAAGGAUCUGGUGUUCGUGGUCAUGUUGUCUUUGCCGUGUGGAUGGUUCUGCACAAUGAUGGGUCUGCCGCCCAUGUUCGGUUAUAUUAUCUGUGGCGUUCUGCUCGGGCCGUCUGGACUCAACAGCAUUAAAUCAGUGGUUCAGGUGGAGACGUUAGGAGAGCUGGGUGUGUUUUUCACUCUUUUUAUGGUUGGUCUGGACUUUUCCCCCGAACGACUCCACAAGGUUUGGAAGAUCUCUGUUCAGGGUUCAGGAUAUUUGACUCUUCUGAUGGUGUUUGCUGGGCUCCUGUGGGGUCAUCUUCUCACGCUUCCCCCUUCACAGACCGUCUUCAUCUCCAGCUGUCUGUCUCUGUCCAGCACACCGCUGGUGUCUCGCUUUCUCGCCGGAGGAUCCAGAGGAGAAUCAAAGGAGGGUGAGCUGGAUUACAGCAGCGUCUUACUGGGCAUGCUGGUCAUGCAGGAUGUUCAACUGGGGUUGUUUAUAGCCGUCAUGCCCACACUCAUUCAAGGAGACAGUGAAGACAUGGACAGUGUUCUGAUAGGCGUUCUGCACGUUCUGGUUCUUUUGGCUCGGGUGGUGACGUCACUAGCGGCCGUGCUGCUGUUGUGUUGGCUGCUGAAGUCUCAUCUGGUCGGUCCGUUCUAUAGAAAGCUACAUGCAGCGAGUAAAGGGAACAAGGAGAUCCUGGUGCUGGGCACCACCGCGUUUGUCUUCCUGAUGUUGACCGUGACAGAUUUGAUGGAUGUGUCCAUGGAGCUGGGCUGCUUUCUGGCAGGUACACUUCUCUCUUCACAAGGUCACAUGGUCACUGCUGAGGUCAUGAGCUGCGCAGAACCAAUCAGAGAUUUUCUAUCCAUCAUCUUCUUUGCAUCUAUUGGACUCCAUGUUUUCCCGACCUUCGUCUUGUAUGAGUUAACCAUCCUGUUAGUCCUCACCUUCUCUGUGGUUAUUAUGAAGUUCAUAAUGGCCGUGCUGGUUCUGUCCAGCAUUCUUCCUCCGGGUUCACGACACAUACGCUGGGUAGUGUCUGCUGGACUGGCGCAGGUCAGCGAGUUUUCCUUCGUUCUGGGCAGUCGAGCCCGGCGGGCCGGUAUCAUCUCUCGAGAGGUUUACCUGUUGGUUCUCAGUGUCACCACAUUAAGUCUUCUCCUCGCACCUGUGUUAUGGAGAGCGGCCACACAUAAGUGCAUUCCUCGCACAGAAAGAAAACCUGACCAAUGACCUUUCAGUACCAGUGGUCUUUAGGGUGCACUCACAUUAUACCAAACCAAACAGUGCACGAGCUCGAUAGUCCCCCUCCCUUCUCCCACAGAUGCACUCACGGUGUACUUUGACCGAUCCGAGCCCGGGUACGCUUUCGUCAUUAGGAUGCGAUUGUUUUGAAGAAAACAGGAAUUUAAGCGCUCUUUUAACCCUGGAGCUCAUCGUAAUGUUAAGUCUGUGUUUUAUAUUUGAAGUCAUUUGGUGCACAGCCCUCUCACAUGCCAUCAUAUUGCUAAGUCGCGUGUGCAGCUCAGACAUUCACGUUACAUUGUUGCGCGCAUCAGAAAGUUUUUAUGGAGACAGAUGAAGGUGAGUGGUCGCGCAAUUAACCAAACCUCACCCGGGCACCGUACAAAGCGAUCACACUAGUCAAACUAACCAGGCUUUGGAGGUCAAACAGGUUUGGUUGGGAUAAUGUGAGCACAUCCUUACUCUCUCUUUCCUAUUGAACAGAAGCACAGACCGGUUUUGGUCUCCUGAUAGACAGGAGAUGUUCGAGUCCAAACCCAGUCGGGUAAUUGAUUUCAAUCAUCUCUAACUUUUAUUCAUCAUAUUGAUGAGAAGUUCAAUCUAUGAAAAUAUUUCUGAAUAAUAAAACGAAGAGCACAGCACACAGAAAAUAACUUAAUAAUGUUUGUCCUAUACAUGUUAUAGUAAUAUAUGACCAAAUGUUAUUUAUUUGUUUAAUAUGUGCCUUGAAACCAAAUAAUGAUAUUGUAAAUCAGUAGUGUACUGUAAACAUGUCUCAGAUUUCUUUUUCUAAAUGUAACUAGAAAAGUUUCAUGUAACUGUGAAUCAUUUCUCUGGAUUGUUUGUUUUCAAUGGUGAUCAGAAAUUAAACUUGUCUUCUGGAACUUAA
This is a messenger RNA of Misgurnus anguillicaudatus (oriental weatherfish), 3199 nucleotides long. It is a transcript of the gene slc9d1, whose product is annotated as transmembrane and coiled-coil domains 3. Lineage: Eukaryota; Metazoa; Chordata; Actinopteri; Cypriniformes; Cobitidae. Gene Ontology annotation, cellular component: membrane. Gene Ontology annotation, biological process: potassium ion transmembrane transport; proton transmembrane transport. The record is from RefSeq and is a predicted model, not a curated record. Gene Ontology annotation, molecular function: potassium:proton antiporter activity.